Messenger RNA from Notodromas monacha, 7668 nucleotides. NCBI's taxonomy places the organism in Eukaryota, Metazoa, Arthropoda, Ostracoda, Podocopida, Cyprididae. The record is from the annotation of a GenBank genome assembly.
AUGCCGUUUUUUGGUGGGAGCAAAGUUGACAAAGCAAAACUGGAGGAGAAACUCCGUUACAGCCGAGAAACGCCUGAACCAACUUUUGAUCUCUCCGAAUGUGGUUUGAAGGACGUUCCCAAGAUUUUUGCCACGUGCAAAGUUUUCCGGAAGGAAACUCUGCUUUUAAUGGAAAAUUGCUUGACGUCGUUGGCUGGUGGUGGAAAUUUGUAUGACUUGGGAAUCCUCACGCACUUGAACCUUGCAUCGAACAGGUUUUCUGAGUUACCAAAAGAUUUCGGGGAUUGUCUCAUAAGCCUAAAGAGCUUGAAUGUACGUGACAAUCAGUUGAAGACUUUGCCGGAAUCCGUUUCGAAGUUGAAAUUCUUGGAGUGUUUGAUUGCUGCCAAUAACCGGCUGCAAAAGAUUCCAGAAAGCUUCUCAGCUUUGAAUCAGUUACGUGAGUUGGACUUGAGUCGGAACAAAUUGAAGGAUAUCCCCUCGACGUUCUGCAAACUGAAGAGGUUACAGCAUUUCUAUCUCGAGGGCAACCCAGACCUGAUCUUCCCUCCACUCCAAGAUGUUAAGAAAGGAACAAUUGCGAUCAUGCAGACUUUGUGCGAACGUGCUGGUGUCGCGUACGAACAGCAGAAAGACGAUGACAGGGAGCAGAAAGAUGCGUUUCUCGCUGCACAAGUAGAUUCUGACCGACGACGUUCCUGUCACGAUGCGGUUUUUGAAGCAGAAAUCAAAAUCAUCAGGCUCGAUUCCUUUCAACAGAGAGUCCGGCAGCGUGAAAUGCUGGAAACUGAAGAACGCCUGAAAGAAAUAGCUGCUCGCGAAGAAGCUGUCUGGCAGGAAAAUCUGGCCAGAUCGAAACAAAUCAUCUCGAGUUUGGCGGAGGAAAAUAAGGCCUUAGAUGAGAAGAUAAAGCUAGUUCAAGAAAAGAAGGAAAAGGAACGAGAGGAUAUGGUACAGCGAAUCGCGGAAAUCGAGAGCCAUUCGAAUGACUUGAUUGCCAAUCUUCUUGCCAUGAAUGAUUCUAGUCGAAAGGCAGAAGCUGAUGCGAUUUUGGACCAACUUCUGUUGUCAAAAGUUGAAACCGACCAAUUCAAUAACGAUCGACGUGUACAAACAUUAGAGAAAAUGGAGAAACAUUUAUCAGAGCUAAUGCAGAAAGAAGUUCUAACCUUGAGUGAAAAUUCGAGGCUAGCCAAAGAAUUUCUCAAGACAGCCGAAGAACAGAAUAUGGUCUCCGGAGAGAAGCUUUCGGAGUUGACGACGCGGAAGGCGAGUGAGCGGCAAGCAUUAGUCAAGCAGGUGCUGACCGACGAGGAUAUGCAACGUCAAAUGUUGCUUUCCUUGAUUAUGCAACGCGAUACGCAUCGAGUUGCCAUUUCGACUCAGUUGGAGAAGAUUCUCGAACAACUUGCUGCGUUGUCGAAAGCUGAAGCAGCCCAAAAGGAUUUACGGAUGAAAGGCCAAAUGGCAGCCCUGGAAAGCAAGAGAAAAAUGCUUUCCGACGUUCUUGCUGCUCUGAUCGUCCAGAAACAAAUACGUGAAGAAGAACUGGCGACGAGAUUGAAGGAAAUGGAAGAUCAGAUAUCUGACUCACAGGAUGGGUAUUGGAUAAUUCAAUAUCAGCGGCUCUUGGACACAGCACCAGAGACGCUUAGAGACGCAGAUGCAAGGAUGGAUUGGGUUCUCCGUGAUAUUCUGACUCGUGUUGGAGCUCAAAAAUAUAUUCCACAUUUCGCCCGUCGUCGUUUGACAGCUGCGAAUUGUGUUGAUUAUGAGAAAGAGGAUUACAUGAUGCUUGGCAUCAAAGACGCGGAUGUCGUGAAAGCGAUAAUGAAGGAAAUCGCCGAGUACAAGAUACAGCAAUUGAAAGCCCAAGAAAAGCUUUCAGUAUGUGCUCAAGACGUAGUAAGCACACUAGUUGUGCCUUCGGCCCCUCCUUUGGAAAUAAGCACGGAUGUGUCUUUGAACGAAAUUCCGGAACCAUCUGCCCCUCCAGUUGCAUUGACUGCAAGAAUCGAAGAGGAAUGUGUGGUGUGCAUGGAUAAAAAAUGCGAAAUGGUGUUCUUGAAUUGUGGACAUGUCUGCUGCUGCAAGGAGUGCUCGAAUCCGAUUGUGGAUUGUCCUCUCUGUCGUUCAAAAAUCGUUGCGAGGAUUAUUCUCGUUGGUGAUUCUGUUUGUUGUUUGUUUUGCGAAGAACAUCGGCUCUUGUCGAUGAAAUACAGUAUGGUGAAAUCAAAGCUUCCGCGAGAUGUUACGAUUGAGAAAGUCAAUAGGAAACUGAAAAUUCCACAGCUGACCCACUGGAAAUCAGAGGUCCGGGACACGCUGACGAGCUGUAUGAAAGUGUAUGAUAGGCGGCUCAAUGGAAUUCCUUACAAGUUUUCCAAUGCAGUCGCGUCGUCAUUCGUAGACGCUGCAGGAUUUGGAACAGUCAGUGCGGAUUUCUGGAUAUUCAGACCGGCUUCGGGGAGAUGUUACCAAAUGAGAUUGUUGAAAAUAUCCGGUGAUCGACUUUUCCUCGGAAAUUUCCUCACAUUUUCAGUGAAAGUUGAGUGCAGUCCAAACAAUCCGAAUCGUAAGGAAGCUGAUUCGGUGGCUGAAGGAGAUAUCUUGGAAUUCGAGUACUCCGACUACAAAGUCUCUCGCAAAAUGAUCGUUCUCUGUGGUGAAUUUCGUAGGCUUGUUCGGAAAACGGAUGGUUUCAAAAUGGAUCGAGAACGUGUAGCUGCGCUACUGCGGUCGUUGACUCAGUGUGGUUUAUUACACGAAUCUAGUGAAAAUCUCGGUGAGGAGUCAGGGGAGCAAGGUCCGAAGCAAGUUGGAACAUCUCUGGAGCUCUCGAAUCGUGACGAUCAGAAUGACUUCGAUUCAACGAAAAAAACGAAGUCUAAUUCAGCGAAUAUUUCGUCUAAACCGCCGGUCGAAGGUGAAGAAGACGACUUUGUUCCAUCUUCUCAAGCCGUCGUCACGGAGUCAAAAAAUGUAAAACGGAAAAAGAAACGUUCAACUGCAAUUCCGAACUCCGCCGACUCCGGACUUGAAAGUGUUGGUCGAGUGGGAUCCCUCGAAAAUUGUUCAUCAUGGACCGGGUCAGUUGAUGAGGGAGAAGAAAAUGUUACUGAGCCAGCAAUCUCUCCCACUUUGGCGAAGAAGACUAAGAAGAAGAAAGGCGGUCUUACGUGGAGCGCGGUGGUGUCGACUAUCAAACUCAACCAGCUUCCAGGCGAUGAUGAAGUUUCGGUAUCAAAAUUGAGCAAAAAAUCCGAUGGUGUAGAUUCCGACCCUGAUCUGAAGCAUAAAAAAAAUAAGUCGAUCUCGUCAAGCAAUGAUCGCCAAAAUGCAAUCGACGGACCCUUCUCGAUCACUGGGAAAAAAGGACAAGUUCCGGCUCCCGUUACAUAUCCCGCUGUUGUUGAAUCAACGUCUGACUCUGAUUCCGAAGAGCCUGACUCGACGCUUUUCAUGAAGCCUAGCUCGGUUACGUUGAAGCAGAAAUUGAAUAAAAAUUCUCUAGAAUCCAUUUCGCAAAAAGCCUCGUCGAAGGGCAAGAGAUCGUCGGUAUCGACCGGUGAAAAAUCUAUCGCUCAAUGUAGUCCAAUAAUGAAACCCGAAUCGCCGAAAAAUCUCGCGGAUGAUCACCAGGGUUCCAAAGCACAAGAAGCGAACACAACCCCUGAUAACUCUUCAACAAGCAAGUCUUUAAUUCGCGCUGAUAGCCCGUCAGGCUCAUCUAAUCUCCUUUCCAAAGUAACUCCUGGUCAUCUCUCACCCUCUAAAAAACCUGACGUGAUGAAGACCAAGGAAUGUUCGUCUUCUUCAAAGAAAACGGUUCUUGAAUGCUUUUCGUCUUCGUCCGACAGCGAUGACGAGUUGCCUCAUAAACGGCCACCUUGCAUUGACGAAAUUCCCGAGCCUUUGGUUUCAGAGUCGUCUGAUGAGAGGGACGACAUUUUUUCCAACUUCCUGGGUAACACCUUGAAAUCCGUUCCUCAAUCCUAUGAACAAGCGGAAGAUGAAUCGAGAAGUGUUACGAAUUUAAAAUCUUCGGAUUUUCUCUCGAUGGCCAGUGGAAUGAGGGAGGAAUCCUCUGAUAGUAGUGAUGAAGAACUAUCAGUACAGAAAGACACGCCUCAUGUGCCGAAUAAUUCGAAGAGCAAACCGAAUAGUCAUGAAAACAGUCAUGCGAGGUCUUCAUCCCAUAAACGUGACGGUGUGGACGAAUCCGGUGAUGAAUCAAAGAAAAAUCGAAAGGCUUCCGUUAUUCAUCGUGUUGGAAACUCGAGCUCCAGUCAUGACUGUGAGGGAGGAGCGUCUGAGAAAUUGGAAAACUCGUCCAAGAAUAUUUUACUUCCUGGGAAAAAACGGAGAAAAAUAUCAAGCGUUGCAACAAAUCCAAAGUCCAGUGGAGUUACCAAGGAAUCGUCGAGUGAAAGUACUGAUGAAGAGGAAAGAUCUCGUCAGGAGGCCGAGCCAAAUUUGCCGAAUGAUUCUGUGAAUAACCCAGUUCAUAAGAAAGGCGAUGCGGUGGAUUCUUCUUCGCAAAAAUGCAACGCCGUCGUACCCAGAAGUAGACCGAAAAAUCAACAUGCAUCGUCGUUUGAAAGCAGUCAGCGUGGCGAAUGUUCCAACUCGAGUGAUGACAGUGAGGAAGAACAGUCUGAGGAAUUCGGAAAAGUUUCCAAGAAUAUUUCCUUUUCUGAAAAACAAUUUAAAGCGAAAUCAAGCAUAGCAAAUUUCAGACCUUCUUCUAUUAGAACCACGAUGACUAGUGGAAUUAGCUUGGAAUCUUCUGAUGAAAGCAGUGACGAAGAAAUAUCGCCUCAAACAGACACGACUUUUGUGUCAAGAAAGUCGGAAGUCAAACCGGCAAAAAAGGAUUACUUGUGUUCUCCAUUGCAAAAAUUCAACGUUAUUGCAACCAGAGAUGAGCAAAAAAAUAAACAUGUACCAUCUUCAGGAAACCAUGUCGUUGAUGAAGAAUUAAGCUCGAGUGACGAAGAAGAACAUGCGUCUGACACUCUUCGACAAUAUUCAAAGAUUUCAUCAUCUGGGAAAGCAAAAUCGAGCGAUACGACGAAUCCGAAAUCUGCACCUAAGACGCUGAAGACUAUUGGUAUCCGUUUUGAAUCAUCUGAUGAAUGUAGUGAUGAAGAGAAAAAUAUACGCGAAGAAGUCGAACCACGUGCACCAAAUGAUGACGUGAGUUCUCCGUCGCGAAAGUUUAACCCCGUGGAACCCGUUUGCAAACCAAAAGCUAAGCCUGCAGCAUCGUCUCAUAUCAACAUCUCCAAUGAAAAUUCAAGCUUGAGUGAUACCAGCGAAGAGAGUACACUUGAAAAUCUUGGAAAGCCUUCGGAGAAAUCAUCACUUACGACUCCAAGUUAUUCUUCUCAGAAAAUCUCGGCGAAUACCGCAGAAGCUGUACCUCAGUCGUCGCGAAGAAAAAAGAGUGACUCUUUUGCUUCGAGCGAAGGCUCUCCGGAUCUCCGAAAAAGAGAACAGAACAAAUCGACUCUUGAAAGUCGUUUAGGAAAAUCGUCUGGCACGACCGGUCCUCGCCCGCGUUCGAAAUUGACUCCAUCAAUAGAAAAUGAUUUUCCUGCUGUUCCGACCCGUAUUCCUACUAGUGAUGAUGAAUACGUAGGCUUCUGUGAUCCCUCGACUCUCGAGUGUGUUAAGAAACGGGCAUCUGAUCUCAAACCUGUUUCACCGUCUGUGAAACGAAAACGAAAGCAAAAGCCGCCACCAGUUUCUCCAAAUCCGAGGAUAACGUCGAGUCUACGACCUGCGAAAAUCACGAAGAGGAAAACCUCCGGUUCGGGCGAAGGUCCGAAUGCCCAGAACGCUGAACGAGUCGGUAAACGUCCCAAAAGGAAUGCCUUGGAAUUAGACAUCGAUGAGAAUCCUGUUCAGGACGAACUGAAGAACGAUGUUGUAGCCCAUGUACUUGACGCUGUUGAUGGAAAAGCCAGCCAGAAAUCGCGGAUGAAGAACUUGACGGAACGCAGUCAAGAUGAAUUUCGAGUAAAACAGUCAAUUACAAAUGCUAAGAGAACAAAGCAUUCACAAAUUUCAGGCAAUGAAAACGACGAUCAUGCAAUGUCAAGCGGAGAAGGAAAAUCGGCCUUUUACUUCCAGGGUUUGAAUGAUCCUGUAAAACGGAUUUUCGAACAGCUUCGCGAGGCUGCAAUACAAUGCUCUAUGAAAGGGAAAAGUGAGAGUGAAGCGUUUUCCGCCAUGGCCGACGUACUUGCUGCUGCGAAACGAACUGUGCCCGCGAGUACUGAAGCUACUGCGGACCCUUCUGGGAAAGCCAAGCAGAAACGGUCCAACGUAGGAGCAGCAUCCAAGAAAAGCCGGAAGGAUCUUUCGUCAUCAAAUUCAAUCAAUCAGGCAAUCAAAAGUCCGAAAAGCUUGCCCGCUGAGACGAAGUUAACGAGGAGACGUUCAAAGAGCCAGGUCACGAGAAAUGAAUACCCAGAGUUUACCGAAACGUCCGAGCUUUCAACCGCGACUCUACCGGAUGAUGAUGAGGAAUAUGUACCUGCGACGUCCAAGAGUCCGAAAAAAACGCGUCCUUUAAAAAUAACCGAAGGGGCUUCGAAAUCAUCGAGAAAACCUCGAGCCGGGAAGAACUCAAUUUCACCUUUGAAUUCGACGAAGACUUCCUUGACGGAGUCCGCAGCUUCUGGUAAUUCCAAUACCUGUUCACAAUCUUCGUUGAAUAAUGGUGGUGUCGCCGCAGUGAGGUAUAGGAAAUUGAACGGAGAAAACGUGCCUUCGCAAUCUUCUGGUCUGACGAUGAAGGAACUUGAAUGGCGGCGCCGUAUCAAAGAAAUCUGUAAAUCAAGUUCUUCUGAUGAUAGUAGUGAAGAUGAGGCUGAAAGAACUAUCGUGCCUGGAAAAGCUGUGAAUCCGAUGAGAACACCGGCCGUGAAACGACUGAUGAAAGGGACGAAGUCGUCUUCCCACUCCACCCCACUUUCUAAUGGCUGUGAUUCCGAUAUUCAAAGUCCCAACGUGUCCAAAAUCACACUUUAUGGCAAGACUCCGGAGGCAGACAAGAAGCGUCUUCGAGAUGCCACAGACGCGGAUAAGACGAAGCUCCAACAAAUGUCUCCGUCGUUCUACUCAAAAGCAGAAAUAAUCGCGAAAAUGAAACCAUUGGUUCAUCAAGUGGACUACUUCGGAACCAUGAAGCAUUUUUUUUGCGCACCAAAAAGCUACUUGAUCCUCGGUGUCUCAGGAUUGAUUCCUUUUGCCUUCCCCACGUUUUACUGCGUUGUUUCUGGAACAUUCUAUCCGGAUAUGAUCCAUGCUCAAGUUGUUUAUGGUGCCUCGAUUCUUGCCUUUCUUGGUGGCGUUCGCUGGGGUCACCUUCUCGGCACUGAGGGUAUUAAAGCAUCGACAAAAGAUGUGGCAAUUUCGACAAUUCCUAGUUUGGCCGCCGUGAUGGGGCUUUUGAUGUCGCAUCCGUUUAGUGAUAUGGCGGUUAUGCUCAGCUUGGCCGGUGCUGGUUUCUACGAUGGGUUGUGGCAGGCUUAUCCUGUUUGGUUCCGAGCGAUUCGCCUUGGAUUAACCACCAUUGCAGUCGGGUCCAUUUUUAUUGCCUUGUUUGCAAGAAUGAUUUUACCUCACGAAAAGCAAGAAAAUGUGAAGGUGAAGUAA